AUGGCUGACCAGACUAUCCCGACUUUCAAGCUCGUUCUUGUUGGUGACGGAGGAACCGGAAAGACCACCUUUGUCAAGCGCCACUUGACUGGUGAAUUCGAGAAGAAGUACAUCGCCACUCUUGGUGUGGAGGUCCACCCUUUAUCAUUCUCAACAAACUUUGGCACCAUCUGCUUCAACGUAUGGGAUACUGCUGGGCAGGAGAAGUUCGGUGGCCUCCGGGAUGGGUAUUACAUCCAGGGCCAGUGUGGCAUCAUCAUGUUCGACGUCACCUCCCGUAUCACGUACAAGAACGUCCCCAACUGGCACCGUGACCUCGAGCGUGUUUGCGAGAACAUCCCAAUUGUACUGUGUGGUAACAAGGUUGAUGUCAAGGAGCGAAAAGUGAAGACUGGCCAGGUGACCUUCCACCGGAAGAAGAACAUCCAGUAUUUCGAGAUCUCGGCGAAGUCAAACUAUAAUUUCGAAAAGCCGUUCCUUUGGCUCGCCCGAAAACUCGUUGGCAACCCGUCCUUGGAUUUCGUUGCUGCGCCUGCUCUCGCGCCUGCUGAGGUGCAGGUCGACGCUGCACUCAUGGAGCAAUACCAGAAGGAGUUGCAGCAGGCCGAGGCUGUCCCCCUUCCCGAAGAAGACGACGACCUGUAA
Molecule: messenger RNA, 645 nt
Organism: Postia placenta MAD-698-R-SB12
Lineage: Eukaryota; Fungi; Basidiomycota; Agaricomycetes; Polyporales; Adustoporiaceae
Exons: 7
Coding region: 1-645 (214 amino acids)
Biological process (GO): protein import into nucleus; ribosomal subunit export from nucleus
Cellular component (GO): nucleus; cytoplasm
Molecular function (GO): GTP binding; GTPase activity
Source: RefSeq, a predicted model, not a curated record